Mycotypha africana is the source of this 623-nucleotide messenger RNA. RefSeq lists its product as uncharacterized. The transcript has a single exon. The coding region runs from base 130 to 531 and encodes 133 amino acids. Lineage: Eukaryota; Fungi; Mucoromycota; Mucoromycetes; Mucorales; Mycotyphaceae. The record is from RefSeq and is a predicted model, not a curated record.
CAAGUUUUUACUUAAUUACUAACUCUGCUAUUCUUUCUUCUUAGAUAUUCAUAUCUGCAUUUUUCAACCGUUGAAAGCGCAUCUGUCUUUUAUAACACUUAUGUUGAAAAAGGCCUUACUAUAAACAAUAUGCAUUUUACAAUUCAUCCAACACAUUUACCUGAUGGCACUUUGGUUACUUAUGCUGUUCAAAAGAUAAACUUUGGCAAUCGUUCUAAUACGCAAAGUAUUAAUGCUCCAGCUGUCAACGCUGCCACUACGCCCAUGCCUUCAUCAGAGGCUAAUGCUGAUAUUACGAAUACUGCCACGUUGCCUAUACCUUCAUCCCAAGCCAUUGCUGAUAUGACCAACACUGCCACUAUGCCUAUACCUUCAUCCCAAGCCUAUGCUGAUAUUACCAAUACUGAUACUACCCCUAGCAGUGAAUGGGUGCUUAGCACUAAACGUGCGAUAAAUGAAAUUAGUAAAGAAAUAAAACAGUUGAAGAAGAGAAGAAGAUAUUUAAAAAAAGCAUUGAAAAAAGAACAAUAAAAUCAACACGUUCUUCACUUGGUCCAAUUCAACACUUUUCUCACUUGUCACCUAUGUGAAAUAUCGAAAUAAACCUUUUUUUUUUUUUUGGC